GAGCCGAGCUAGAAGCCCGGACUGUGCGGGGCCGGCCGGGUCCAGCCGUGGCUGCGGCGAGUUACACCGUCCUCCGACCUGUCCGCUCCGCCGCGGCCCCGACCGCCAGCAUGUUCCGGAUGCUGAACAGCGGGUUUGAGGAUGACCCCUUCUUCUCUGAUUCUUUUCAUGCACACCGAGAAAGUAUGCGACAGAUGAUGAGAAGUUUUUCUGAACCUUUUGGAAGAGACUUGCUUAGCAUCUCUGAUGGUAGAAGAAGAGCUCAUAAUCGUUCAGGACGUGAUGAUGGGGAAAAUUUUUUGACUGCAGUGAAUUCUCUUGUGCCUUUUGGCAGUUUUGGUGGUAUGCAUACAGAUGUCAGCCCUUUUCAGGCAGUGGACCGAAUGAUGUUAAAUAUGCGAAACAGUAUGCAGGAAUUACAAAGAAACUUUGGUAACCUUUCAAUGGAUCCAAAUGGACAUUCGUUUACCUCUUCCUCAGUUAUGACUUAUUCCAAAGUAGGAGAUGAACCGCCAAGGAUUUUCCAGGCCUCAACUCAAACCCGUCGGGCUCCAGGCGGAAUAAAGGAAACUAGGAAAGCAUUGAGAGAUUCUGACAGUGGACUAGAAAAAAUGGCUGUUGGUCAUCAUCUCCAUGACCGAGCUCAUGUUAUCAAAAAAUCAAAGAACAACAAGACUGGAGAUGAAGAGGUCAACCAGGAGUUCAUCAAUAUGAAUGAAAGUGAUGCUCAUGCUUUUGAUGAUGAGUGGCAAAAUGAGAUUUUAAAGUACAAACAAGGGAGACAGUGGUGCAAUCUGGAAAACACCAGGAUGCGAAGUGUUGGGCAUGAGAAUUCAGGAGCCCGAGAACUUAAAAGAAGGGAGAAAUCUCAUCAACGUCCAGGCAUUGAAAGUGGAAGAAGAUCAAAUGUUUUCGUGGACAAACUCAACAUCAAAGGAUCACCUGUGAAAAUCAACAAAAAAUAAACAGUCUUGCAUUUGAUGUGUUCAGUUUAGGUUGUUUUACAGAGCAAGUAAUGGUGCUGGGUAAUACACAUAAGACCAAUCUCCUGUUGUUAAAUCAGUACUGUACUUAGCAACUUUCUUCUGAUAUCUCAAUGUUCGUGGAAGGCCAAGCAUUGUGUUGUCCCUACUUUAGAAAUAAAACUUUGAUUUUCAGCAA
Molecule: messenger RNA, 1161 nt
Organism: Myotis lucifugus (little brown bat)
Lineage: Eukaryota; Metazoa; Chordata; Mammalia; Chiroptera; Vespertilionidae
Gene: MLF1
Product: myeloid leukemia factor 1
Exons: 8
Coding region: 111-965 (284 amino acids)
Biological process (GO): regulation of DNA-templated transcription
Cellular component (GO): nucleus; cytoplasm
Source: RefSeq, a predicted model, not a curated record